This is a messenger RNA of [Torrubiella] hemipterigena, 2580 nucleotides long. NCBI's taxonomy places the organism in Eukaryota, Fungi, Ascomycota, Sordariomycetes, Hypocreales, Clavicipitaceae. The record is from the annotation of a GenBank genome assembly.
ACAACCAUAUAAGUUUGCCCCUCCCCCCCCGCCUGUGCUGCCAUCUGCCACGCAUCCUGAUCUAGCUUGUCUGAUCUCGGCUCAGCUUCUUUUUUCAUCGUUUUUUUGCUUCUUGGGAUUCGAUUCCGUCUCUUGGCUUUUCUCCUUUUUACUCCAGCAAGCUUCACGAAAAAAACAACGCAGCAUAAGCCAUUGCCGACCAUGGACGCCAAAUUGCUCGAGGCCUCGGCCAAGUUCCCCAUUGUCGCAGGCCAGACCUACAAGUAUGGUACUGCCGGCUUCCGCAUGAAGGCUGACCUCCUCACUGGUGUGUCUUUCCGUGUUGGUCUUCUUGCUGGUCUUCGCAGCAGAAAGCUCCACGGCCAGGCCAUUGGUGUUAUGAUCACAGCCUCUCACAACCCCGCUCCCGACAAUGGUGUCAAGAUUGUCGACCCCAUGGGCGAUAUGCUCGAGCAGGAUUGGGAGCCCUACGCCACCCAGCUUGUCAACUGCCCUACCGACCAGGACCUCCUCGAUACCUACAAGAGCCUCGCCGCUCAGCUCAAGAUCGACCUCUCAACCCCUGCCCGUGUUGUCUAUGGCCGCGAUACCCGCCCAUCUGGCCACAGCCUGGUCACAGCUCUCCAGGGCGCUCUCGAUGCUACCGAUGUCCAGCACACCGACUACAAGAUUCUCACUACUCCCCAGCUGCACUACAUUACCCGCUGCGUCAACACUGAGGGCACUCCCAAGUCCUACGGCAAGACCAGCGAGGCUGGAUACUACGAGAAGCUGUCCGAGGCUUUUGUCCGUGCCCUUCGCGGUAAGAAGAUCCAGGGUCCUCUUAAUGUAGACUGCGCCAAUGGUGUUGGUGGACCCAAGUUCAAGGAUAUGCUCGCCAUUAUCCCCAAGGAUGUCACCGGCUUCGACGUCAACAUUGUCAAUGACGACGUUUUGAGACCUGAGGUCCUCAACCUCGAUUGCGGUGCCGACUUUGUCAAGACAAGACAGAGAGCCCCUCCUAACCCCAAGCCUGUUCCCGGCGUCCGAUGCUGCUCUUUUGAUGGUGACGCCGACAGACUCAUUUACUACUGGGUCGACCCUGACAGCGGCUUCUUCAUGCUUGACGGUGACCGUAUUUCUUCGCUCGCUGCCUCCUUCAUCGGAGAGCUCGUCCGCUCUGCUGGCCUAGAGGAUGACCUCCGAAUCGGCGUUGUCCAGACUGCCUACGCCAACGGUGCCAGCACCACUUACAUUGAGAAGAACCUGCAGCUGCCUGUUGUUUUCACCCCCACUGGUGUCAAGCACUUGCACCACGCCGCUUGCCAGUUUGACGUUGGUGUCUAUUUUGAGGCUAACGGUCACGGAACUGUCGUCUUCUCGCAGGAGGCUUUGCGUCUCUUCCGUGAGAAGGAGCCCCAAUCGCCUGCCCAGAAGGACGCCCUUGAGACUCUUGCCGCUGUGUCUGACCUCAUCAACCAGACCGUUGGCGAUGCCAUUUCCGACAUGCUCAUGGUUGAAGUUAUCCUGGCUCACAAGGGCUGGACCCUCAAGGAUUGGUCCACCACCUACACCGAUCUUCCCAACCGCCUUGUCCGCGUUGAGGUCGGUAACAAGGACCUUUUCAAGGCUACGGAUGCUGAGCGCCGCCUGAGCCACCCUCCUGGCGCGCAAGACGAGAUCGACCAGUGUGUUAGAAAGUACACGACGGCCCGCUCGUUUGCCCGCGCCAGUGGCACAGAAAACGCAUGCCGCGUCUACGCCGAGGCUGCGACUCGCUCUGAGGCUGAUGAACUCGCCCAAAAGGUUGCCCAGAUUGUCAAGCAGUUUGGUUCAUAGGGUGGAUUGAAGUUUGCCGGCUAGCUGGGAUGCGUUGCGUUGUCGGCGCUACAUUUCGGGUGCUGGCGACAUUGCGAGUUCAAGUCGCAAGUGCUUCUGGGCAACGCUUGAGGUGCUACCCAAAAGAAGACAGAUGAAAAAGAUUGUUUAUAAAUUGGUUUGAUUUGGACGACGGCAUAUCACAUGAUAGUUUGAUUUCCCCGAGUUGUAGCGCAACUUGACGGGGCCGGAAUGUGGUAUACAUCCACGCCGAGAUGAAAAGCAAAAAAAGUUUAGAGCGAAUAUAACAAGGUAUAUAUCACGAGUUCGAUCUGCAUGGGGAUAUGUUGUGAACCGUUACACAGCCGGGGGCGUGAUUGUUUGUUUGGUGCAACAAGGGAUGACAUGGUUAACAAACGUAGAGCAUCUGACACCGAUAAUACGUAUCGUAGUCCUGUGCAUCAUCCAUCAUCGCUUCUGUCGCAACGGUUUUAAAGUUGUUUUUAGUCGUCAAAGCUUGGCUCUCUUUUUGCACCUCUGGCGGUUAACCGUCUUUCUAUAUGACACCAUCAAGGUUACAGCGGCCAAGACCCUGAAGACAAGCCCUGGAGAGGCGUCUUGUUCCGCACGAGUAAAAGGAUUUGGUUGACAAAAAAUGGCAUCCUUGCGGGAGGAUUGGGGAAUUUUAAAACAAAAUAUUCCAAUGGUUAUAUAUACACACAAAAUAUAUAUACUGUGUUUCUCACCUGCAUCGUCAUUUUCCUUGGUCGCGUGCCCGCCUGC